This is a messenger RNA of Ordospora pajunii, 2130 nucleotides long. Its product is annotated as DNA helicase. Lineage: Eukaryota; Fungi; Microsporidia; Ordosporidae. Gene Ontology annotation, molecular function: single-stranded DNA helicase activity; single-stranded DNA binding; ATP binding. Gene Ontology annotation, biological process: DNA replication; mitotic DNA replication initiation; DNA strand elongation involved in DNA replication. The record is from RefSeq and is a predicted model, not a curated record. The coding region runs from base 1 to 2130 and encodes 709 amino acids. Gene Ontology annotation, cellular component: nucleus; MCM complex. The transcript has a single exon.
AUGGAUUCAGAUCCACAGUCAUCUGCAUUUUCUUUUUACGAUGCAAGCCAGGAUACACAGAUCAAUCUUACGCCUUCGCAGGACGACCUCAGUUCCACAUUUACUCCGAUGGUGGAAACAGAAAGGGUCAAGGUGGUGUGGGGAACGACAAUAGAUGUGCACGAGACAGCAGAGCGGUUCAAGGAGUUUGUGAGAAGGGAAGGAAGAUAUUUUGACGCUAUUGAGCAGAUGGAUCUUACCGAGGAGUUUGUGUUUGAUCUUGACUGUACAGACCUUGAGGAUGAAUUGAGGCGGCAGGUUGAGAUGUAUCCGCAGGAGGUGCUGCCUAUAUUGCAGAACUCGUUGCAGGAGGUGUUUACCGAGAGCUUUCCGAGCUUCAGCCGGCAGAUAAGGAUUCGGCCGUAUGGGGUUGGCGAUGUGGUUUCCAUACGCAACAUCGAUCCCGACAGAAUCGAUCGUCUUGUGCAGGCAACGGGAAUGGUUGUUAGAACGUCGUGUGUGAUUCCUGAGAUUACAAGGGCGUUUUUCAAGUGCCUGAGAUGCAUGAGGGAAUGCUUUGCUGAGAGUGUGAAGAAUGUAAUUGAGGAGCCGAGCAAGUGUGAAUGCGGAGGGAGAUAUACGCAGCAGAUUGUGCACAACAGAAGCGAGUUUGAAGACAAGCAGGUGGUGAAGAUCCAAGAACUGCCUGAAGGAACGCCGGAUGGAGCAACUCCGAUGACGCUUACUGUUGUGUGCAGGAACGAGUUUGUCGAUGAGCUUGUUCCUGGAGACAGGGUGAGGAUAUCUGGGGUUUUGAAGGCGACGCCGGUGAGGCUGAAUCCUGUGAUGAAGAAGAUCAAGAGCUCGUUCAGAGUGUAUGUUGAGCUGAUGAACUACAAAGUAGAGAAGCGGAAGGAGAAUGAGGAAGGGCUUAUUGGGCGGAUUGAUGAUCUUCGCAGGAGACUUGAUGUGUAUGAGGUGCUGGCGAACUCGAUAGCACCAUCGGUGUGUGGGAUGGAUGAUGUCAAGAAGGCGCUUCUUUUACAGCUGUUUGGAGGAAUAAGAAAGGAGCUUGGAAGCUCAAGGCUGAGGGGAGACAUCAAUGUGCUGCUGGCAGGAGAUCCUGGGAUAUCUAAGUCACAGCUGCUGGGGUUUAUACAUAGGAUAUCUGAACGGGGAAUAUACACGAGUGGUCGUGGAUCGAGUGCCGUGGGGCUUACGGCAAGUGUGUCGAAGGAUGUUGACUCUGGGCAAUACAUCCUGGAGUCUGGAGCGCUUGUACUGUCUGAUGGGGGCAUAUGCUGCAUUGAUGAAUUUGAUAAGAUGAGUGAGAAUGCAAGGAGUGUUUUGCACGAGGUGAUGGAGCAGCAGACGGUAUCUGUUGCAAAGGCGGGGAUAAUAACAACGCUGAAUGCAAGGUGUUCGAUAUUGGCAAGUUGCAAUCCGAUAGAAAGCAGGUACAAUCCGAAGAAGAGCAUUGUUGAAAACAUCAACCUUCCGCCGACGCUGAUCAGCAGGUUUGAUGUUGUCUGCCUGUUGAUAGACAAGCCAGAUGAGAUGCAUGACCGGGAAAUAGGAGAGCAUAUUGUGUCGAUGUAUUGCGAGCCUUUGAAGAGGAAGGAAAGCAUUGAUGUUGAUUUGUUCAGAGCAUAUGUGAAGGAAGCGCAAAGAGUUAUGCCAAAGCUGACACCGGAGAGUAUGAAGGAGCUAACACAAUGCUAUGUUGAUCUGAGGCAGCUGGACAACGGGAAGACCAUAACAGCAACAACAAGGCAGCUGGAGAGCCUGAUAAGGCUAAGUGAAGCGCAUGCAAGGAUGAGGUUUUCUGAAACCGUUGACUGUGUGGAUGUGAAGGAGGCGGAACGGAUCAUCAGGGAGAGUCUUUUGAUGUAUGCAAUUGAUCCCUCUACCGGGAAGAUUGACAUGGAUAUGGUGAUGACUGGUAGAAGUGUAUCCAGGAGUAGGAUGAUGGAAAGCCUGAAAGAGGCGAUUUUGCUGAUGGCCGGAGACAGGGCCAGUGUUGCCGAGGUGAUUAAGCAUACUAGAGCGGAUGAGAAAAUGGUCAGAGAAGCGUUGGACGAGCUUGUAUUGGAGGAUAAAGUUGCCCUGUCUGUCCACGGUGAUUGUUAUGAGAAGAUAAAUACAAAUUGA